UAUAAAGAGGGAGAGAUGGGCCGAUGCUCAGUGUGGAGCAAAGGAGAGCUUCUGAAACAUCACCCCCGGCUUGCUUCUGCUACCUCGCCAGAGAUCCCCACCGCUGCCACCGCCUUCUCACCUUCAAGAGCCACCAUGCAUCCCUCCGUGGCUGUCGUGGCCGUCCUGCUGAUCACCUCUCCUUUCCUCCUCUUCCAGGCUGAAGCCCAUGCCGACCCCAGCCUCUGCUGCUUCACGUACGCAAAGAGACAAGUUCCUCGGAAACUCCUGGUCUCCUUCGAAUAUGCAAACUCCAUGUGCCCAAAGCCGGCUAUCAUAUUUAUUACAAAAGAAAACAGGCGGAUCUGCGCCGAUCCCCAGGCAGACUGGGCCAAGAGCUACAUCGAAUUUCUCCAGAAUAAAAGAAACUGACAGCCUCGGCUCUACCUCCCCCCCUUCCCCCCCUAGAAGCCAUGGAAAGGCCACCCACCCUUCGGAUGGGGGGGGUCUGGCGAGGACGCUAAUACUUGACCCCUCUUGUAACAGUUGCACAGUAAUAACUUAAAAUGUUUAUUUCAAGUGUGUUUUGUUUGAAAGAAUGCACCUUAUUUAUGUUUGUUAUGUUUAUUUUAUAAACUUUUAUUAUUUUCCUCUUUGAAAAGGCGGCUGGCUGUUGACUGUGUUGCCAAGAGGACUCGCCGUGCGAAUAAAGCUCAGGGCCAAAGGACUCGUGUACAGUGGUGCCUCGCUAGACGCUGAUAAUCCGUUCCACUGAAAUUGCUCUUUA
Molecule: messenger RNA, 766 nt
Organism: Pogona vitticeps (central bearded dragon)
Lineage: Eukaryota; Metazoa; Chordata; Lepidosauria; Squamata; Agamidae
Product: C-C motif chemokine 3
Biological process (GO): inflammatory response; chemokine-mediated signaling pathway; antimicrobial humoral immune response mediated by antimicrobial peptide
Cellular component (GO): extracellular region
Molecular function (GO): CCR chemokine receptor binding; chemokine activity
Source: RefSeq, a predicted model, not a curated record